Molecule: messenger RNA, 12348 nt
Organism: Gymnodraco acuticeps
Lineage: Eukaryota; Metazoa; Chordata; Actinopteri; Perciformes; Bathydraconidae
Product: potassium voltage-gated channel subfamily C member 1-like
Exons: 5
Coding region: 585-2606 (673 amino acids)
Biological process (GO): potassium ion transmembrane transport; protein homooligomerization
Cellular component (GO): voltage-gated potassium channel complex; axon; dendrite membrane
Molecular function (GO): delayed rectifier potassium channel activity; protein binding
Source: RefSeq, a predicted model, not a curated record
UGAGGGAAAGGCAAUGAGAGAGGUGUCUACAGGCUCCAUUGAAACAUUUGCAAGAGGAAGAGCUGAAUGGUAGCUACACCCUGCGCCUGGAAGCGUAGAGACACUGUAACAAAGGCUGCCAAUUAUCUUUUUGUUUGCAAUAACAAAGAGGUGGGAGAGGGGGUUUUGAAAUAGAGGGAAACAGCAACAAACAUAUUUCAGGGGGACUUCUGCAUAAUUUCACCCGAAAGACUCAUCCCUUUUGCCAUCAUCAGCAUGCCAUAGGCUAUAAGUAACGUAUACGGCAAUAACGGUGCCAAAACGAGAUUUUUUUGCGACAGACGCGCGCAAUCCUAUUUUGAUUUAUUCUUAUCGUGGGGAGAAAAAAACAGACCAGCUGAAUGCCUGCGAGAAUCUGGAUACUCUGUGAAAUCAUAAGAAAAAAGCGAUCCAACAAAGAAAACUACAUUGUGAUUGAUCUUUAAGCUUGAUGUGCGCGUCUCUGCACGCACUCGAAACGAACCUGAACCACAAGCAAACUCCUCAGACUCCUCCCUCCUCCUCCCUUCGGUUUCUCUCAUCCUCUCCCUCCCCCCCGGUCCUCUAUGCUCAGUUCGGUGUGUGUAUCCUCUUAUAAAGGGCGCAAGGGUGGGAACAAGUCGUCCAACAAAGCAUGUUACAGCGCAGACAUGACUUGUCCGUCGGAAAGCGAGAAAAUCGUGAUAAACUGCGGGGGGGUGCGGCAUGAGACUUACCGGAGCACCCUAAAAACGCUGCCUGGCACCCGCUUAUCGUGGCUCACCGAGCCGGACGCGUUCAGCAACUUCGACUACGACCCCAAAUUAGACGAGUUCUUCUUCGACCGCCACCCGUCAGUGUUUUCCUUCAUCCUCAACUAUUACCGCACCGGGAAGUUGCACUGUCCCAACGAUGUGUGCGGUCCCUUGUUCGAGGAGGAGCUGGCUUUCUGGGGCAUCGAUGAGACAGAUGUGGAGGCGUGUUGCUGGAUGAAUUACCGGCAGCACCGGGAUGCGGAGGAGGCGCUGGACAGCUUCGAGAAUCCAGAACCGGACGCCCCGGACGACGAGCCCGCGCUGAGCGGUCCGGACGGGGACUUGAGAAGACUGUGCAUGCAGGAGGACGCGAGGAGAGCGGGCUGGUGGAAAACCUGGCAGCCGCGAAUAUGGGCUCUGUUUGAAGACCCGUACUCCUCCAAAUAUGCCAGGUAUGUGGCAUUUGGCUCCCUGUUCUUCAUCCUCAUCUCCAUCUCCACUUUCUGCAUGGAGACACAUGAGGCCUUCAACACCAUCCUGAGGAAGACGGAGAACGUCACGGUGGGCAACAUAACCACGGAGGAGAUUGUAUACGAGGUGGUGACCGACAGCUGGUUGACAUACGUGGAGGGCGUGUGCGUCAUCUGGUUCACCAUUGAGGUCAUUCUGCGAGUCACCUUCUGCCCUGACAAGCUUGAGUUCUUCAAGAGCAGCCUCAACAUCAUCGAUUUCAUCGCCAUCCUGCCUUUCUAUCUGGAGGUGGGCCUGAGCGGUCUGUCCUCCAAAGCUGCCAAGGAUGUCCUGGGGUUCCUCCGCGUCGUCAGGUUUGUCCGAAUCCUCCGAAUCUUCAAGCUGACCCGCCACUUUGUGGGUCUCCGUGUCCUGGGCCACACCCUGCGCGCCAGCACCAACGAGUUCCUCCUGCUGAUCAUCUUCUUAGCCCUCGGUGUCCUCAUCUUCGCCACGAUGAUCUACUACGCUGAGCGGAUUGGCGCAGACCCAAACGACCCAACUGCCUGCGCCCACACCGCCUUCAAGAACAUUCCCAUUGGGUUUUGGUGGGCCGUUGUGACCAUGACCACGCUGGGCUAUGGAGAUAUGUACCCGGAGACGUGGUCAGGGAUGCUGGUGGGCGCCCUGUGUGCCUUGGCUGGUGUGCUGACCAUUGCCAUGCCUGUGCCUGUUAUUGUCAACAACUUUGGCAUGUACUACUCUCUGGCUAUGGCAAAACAAAAGCUGCCCAAAAAGAAGAACAAACAUAUCCCAAGAGCACCACAACCAGGGUCCCCCAACUACUGCAAACCAGAUGCCCUGGCUAUGGCGACUGCAUCACCGCAAAGGCUCUUGGGAAAUGUCCUUGGUGGAGUGAUGGGGUCUGGAGGCAUGGGGGGUGACUGUCCUCUUGCCCAAGAAGAAAUGAUUGAGAGUAACAGAGAUGCCAAGCAGAACGGCGACGCAGCCUCGGCCGCGCUGGCUAACGAGGACUGUCCCACCAUCGACCAGGUGCUGAGCCCAGACGAGAGGAGCCCCAUUGGGCAAGGGCCGACCCGGGAACGCUACCAGCAGGACCGCGCCUGCUUCCUGCUCAACACCAGGGAAUUCCGUGCCACAGAUGGGAAUGUGCGGAAAGGUUGUGUCAUAUCACGCGUGUGUAUGUGGGCUUUUUCAUUCUUACGUGUUAUACACUGUGUCUCUGUCCUCUCAAUGCCGUCUGAGUGUUGUGUUUGUGUUGUCGUGUGUGGCUUAAUUUUGUUCUCCCCUUCUACUGUGUUUAUCCGUGUUACUCCCUACCCCACGGACCUCCACCUUGGCAAACAAAAGCACUCACUGCAAUUUAUAAAGGUUUUGCCUUGAAAAACACACUCGUUCUACAGUGUUAUAUUUACAUAUGUACAUUGUGCAAAGGUUACUCCUCAAGUUAUGGCACUUAUUUAUUCUGUGCUUGAGUACAUUUUGUGCUUAAAUGUGUGCAUAGAUACAUGUACAUAUGCCGUAUUGUAUGUAAAAUCAAUUGGCGAGCCUUAAUCGCUUCCCCCGCAGUGCCGUGUUUUAUGACAAUCAUACAUCCAAGGCUAAAGGUCACUGGGGUCAGUGGCACAUCUGGGUCAAGGGUUAGUACCUCUUGAAACAUGGCACGCUUAACACAAACUUUUAAACAUUUUAUUUUAUGAACCAAGCCAAAAACAGUGUAUUUUGAGCGUGUCAUGGAUCUGAGAUACUAUUCCCUCGAACAUAUAUGUACUUUCAGUGCCUAGUGUAGUCCAAAGUUCGGGACCUUUUUGUAUAUGUAUACACCUGGAUAGAAAUCAAAAGGAUUAUGAGCUGCACUAGGUGACUGAAACACUUAAUUAUCAGACAAAUGCUAAGACAGAUUUGAAAAUACAUGCUGUCCAAGGUAAGAAAGCUUCGAGCUGUCACACUUACAGGUCCCUGACAUUGCUUCAGUUUCAGUGAUUCUUAUGUAUUUACUGCGAUUAAAGUGCUACAAAAUCCCUCUUUAAAGCAAAUCAGGAGUUUAAAAAAAAUCAGCGCUGAAGCUGCUAGACGGAGCUUUAGGGUUGUACACUGCGAUAAUGUUAUGAGCCUUAUGCAUGGGUGCUUACAGUAAAUACCAAAGAAAUGUGAUCUGUUUGACCACUCUGAAACCUGAUUUUCUAACAUUUGAUCGACAUCCUCUUGUCCGGUGUGUGUGUAAAUGCAUCUUUGGCUACAUUCAUACAUUUUAAUGGCUCAAACUAACAAUUGGUUACAACACAUCUGUAAUUAAAGGGAAGCCAAACAGUUCUUAAUAUUUAGAAAAUUAGCAAAAUGGUCGACCCAAACAUUCUCCUUGUGUUUAAAGAGGGAUUCUCACGCUGUCUGAAUGUAAUUCUUGUGUGCUUCAAUUGUGAUUUAUUUCGUAGACACACGCAUAAAAUGUCUUUGCCAGCUUAAGCUUUUAAGUUUCUUCGCUUUGAUUGUUGGCCAUUUGAUUUCCUGCGCCAAUGCAAUAUGCAUGUCUCACUGAGGUCAAACGGUCAAUCUCCCCUCUGGUUGCCCACUCCCUCCUCGAGACCUUAAGGAUCUCACUCUGUCUCUCUCUCUCUCUCCCUCCUCUCCUCUGUUCCUCAAUAUAUUUGUGUACAAGUUGUUUUUUACUUUUAUUUAUUGAGCUUUUGUGCUUAUUUACUUCUGUUUCCAACAUGUUGUGUACAUCUUUUAUUAAGUAUUUCUGUGGAGUUUUAUGGUUUUGUAGGGCUUUGUGUUGUGUAUGGUUUAUCUUUUCAAUGCGUCUAGGAUUUAGUUAUAUUUAUUUGUGAAAUAGUCAUUAUUUUGCUGUUUGUUUUGGUAUUUUAUUUUUUAUUUUCUCAAUGUCUUUGAGUUUUUUACAACUGUGUCUUGUUGUUUGAUGUUUUGACUUCCCCUCUGUUCUUCCUGUAUUCUGCUUUGAGUUUUACUUUCACCUAUUAUCUCACUUCUCUCAAUUGGAUUGAUAAAGGAAAUUGCCAACAAUACGGUACAAUUAAUUAGCAUAAAAACGGCACAAAUCUCACUUCUUUAGGACAUUUCCAAGGAUUAUUUAGACAAUAUGAAUGUAUUUUUCUAACCAAAUUCAAACCAUCUGCCUCAAGAAUAGGAUGAACCCACAUAAAUGAUACUCAAAAUGUGCUAUGUUAAGGUUUAACAAAUACUAAAUCUAUUAAUAAAAUAGCUGCUAUAUUUAGCAAAAGCUCCUUCGAUCUCAAUCCCCAUUCCAUCCCUCCAUUACCCAAUCAUUUCAUAAUCAUGAUAUUAAUUGUGGCUGUAAUUAUUUUAUGGGACUAACAGUUUUAUAAUAUUUACUUAUUGGUCACAACAUAUCGUUGUUUAUGCCUUAAGCUCAGGCACAAUUAUUGUGCUCGGCCACUUUCUUUUAAAGACAUUAUUAUGUGGCUCAGUGCAACAGGCUACAACUAAAUAAAGAAUGCUAAGUUUAACUCCAUAUCCUUUUUAUGUGUGAAAGCAAGUCACUGUCCUCCUCUCUGUCAUUGUAAUUGGUUUGUACAACUUCUCCUACAUUGUCUUGCAUGUCUUAACAACAAUCUGCAAAUAUUCUUUUUUUCUGAGCCUGAGAAAAAACACACAAUACAGAAAGUGUAUACGUAGACUACAUACAUCAAUAUUCAUAUAUAAGCCUGAGAAGUGUAUAUAGAUAUGAAGUAUUAAGUGGAUUUGAGCUUUAAUGAUUGCAGCAGACACAUAUACUGUAGGUAUGUAUAACCUACUAACAAGAGGAUGAAGGAUACAGUUGCAUGUCCUCUAGUUUUCCCAAAAGACACAUCCAUACUGUAUGGAUAUGUAAUAUUGGAUAACAGGAGAUCACACCAUCUUUUACAGGCAAUUGAUCCCACGUAAGAAUGAAACAGUAUGGGGCGAUGGCGAUGCCAAGAAUAGCUCCUGAACACUCAGCAUAUCCACAGCAAGCACACCCUCAUGAAACUAUAGAACAUGUGAAUUACGUAAUAUGAGAAGUCAAGUAGCUCUCAGCCUUCUCCAUACAUACUAGAUAGAAGUUUUCAGUUUAUUUUUACAUGAUCAUUCCCUUGAAUAUUUGCAGUUCCUCCUCCCUCUGUUCCUCUGUGUCUCCAUUACAUUUCCCUCCUGUGAUUAACACUCAUUCUCCAUCCCAUCCCCAGGCCGCCACUGCAGUGCAAGUGUAACUAAAGAGUGACUGUAGGUAGGUACAUACUGCCUCCGUAGUGUAAAUGAAGUGUGACUUUGGGCAGGAAUGAUGUCACCACUGAAGAACAGUGACAGGCCCACUCAGUAUUUCCCCUGGUGGAGGAUCCCAGAGCACAAAGCCCUGUUGAUAUUGUAAAUACAGUACUUAGCACCGUGAGGAGGAAGCUGGUAGACCGUGACAGACUGCAGUGGCUCAGACAUGAUUAACUUUAUCAGCUUUAUUAUUGUCCUGCAUGAAAAAAAUCUCCGUCUUAAAGAAUGUGUUAAUUAGCCAGCUAAACGGGUCACUUGAGUACAUCUUAAAUUCAUCAGAACCAUGUUAUUGUUACAUUUUCAUCAGUUUCACCUUCAUCUGAUCAACUUAUAGGGACUCUUUAUUUCUCUUGUGCAUAUUUUACUUAUAUCACACUUGACAAGUGUUCUAAAUGCUCUGUUUUCAGACUAAAAAUAGCCAAUUAAAUGGUUCAAAUACAUUUAAAAAAGUGACAGAAUGAAAUACUGCCAACCUGACCACCUUAUCAUCUUAUUUUGGUUAAAGAAUAUGAAACAUGUUUGUAGUCUGUUGAUCGCACUGUGUCAUUCCCUUCAUUGUUUCUCACUUCGCUCUGCACGCUAAUUUUAGCACAAAGAAUAGAUAUAAAGGACUUUCAAAGUCAAAUCAAAUCCGUUUGUUGUAACUUCAAAAACGGGCUUCCCAACUUUAGUUCUAAUAAUUCCCGAAAUGAAUGCUUCAAAUCUGUAGGGCACUCGUCAUUAUUAAUCAAAGAAGCACAGAGGUAAACCAUAAGAAUUGUUUAAUACCCGUUAACUUAUCAUUUCAGCUGAAUUAAAACAUAUAUGAGCUGUUCGGGCAUUACUAUAACAGUUACAUUAAUAAACACCAAGUAAAUAAGCAUUUAAGUUGUCUAUUUUAUAUCAUAGUUAUAUCUUUAUCCUUUGAAAUGUAAUAUAUCUAAAAUUAUUUUUUUGUGAAAAAGAGCAGAAGUCUUUUUGCAUUAGCAGAAAAUAUGUAUUAGUGCUCAGCUCUGACUCUGUGACAUAGAGCAUACAGUAAACUACAUAUUCAAAUUAGAAGAAAUUAAGAUGGAUUUCAUGCGUACAUUGCUUCCUGUGAAUCCCUUCUUCGUGUGAAUGCAAUGUGACGCCAGCACAGCAAUGGUGAAGUGCGCCAUUAACAAUGAAAACUAUAACAUAAAGAGAGCUAAUAACUGAAUGCAUGCAAUACAUUCAAACGCUAUUGAAAAGAAAUGCAGAUCAUAAAUAGUAUAAAAACUUGAAUUAGCUAUUCAGUUGGGUUGUUAGGUGAAGGUUUACCAGAUAAUGUUAAUGUCAUAUUUACAAUAACUACCUUUAAAAAUAAAGAAAGAAGGUCUGCAUUGAAUUGCAGCAUUGUUGUAGUUCUGCUAUAAAAAAAACUGGUUGGGUUUUUUCUGUCCCUCCUGUUGUUGCUCCUCGACGCUGAUUGAGCAUCACAACAAUGGCUGCCAUUUGAUGCAACCUGACAAUUUGUCUGGAAACAUUUGGGUGGUUUGGACAAAAUACUUUUGGACUGAAACUUGAGAUUGAGGCCCCACCAGACAGCUUCUCAGACAUCUGUGAGAAACCCGGUGAAAAUGCAUCAUCAAUAUUUCACUGAGUUGCCAUCAGACUAAUGUGCCUGAGUUAGUCAGAAUAAAAAAAGGACUUUUAUUUAUAGUUGGCUCAAAUGAUGCAUAAUCUAGAGUGGUAGCUACGGUGCACCACGAUAUACUUUUUCUUUCAGUACUGCAGGAAGGCACAAAGGGCGUCAUUCUGUACCAAUGGGUGUUCUCUGUUGUCUAACUGUGGCCUAGUGAUGGUUGGAGUUUCACAAACAUAUAACUUUAUCUGUAAGCAAUAUAGUGUAACUGCACUUUAUUAAAAGUGGAGUCAGCAAUUAUAAUCUCAUACAAUUUUGGUCAAAUGUGCUAAUAGUUAGCUAGUAAUCUUUUUUUUGUGUAAAACAAAGGUCUGGUACACAUGCAUGUUGCAUAAAGAAAGAAGCAGUUGGAGUUAAAGGGAUGGACAAUCUUGGGUUCAAAUAUCAACAAUCCUUCUCCAGAAUUGCUGACAACAUAAUGUUUCUUGUUCCUCACAGAAACUGUGAAACUCCAUCCAUUUUGGGUCAGUUCGCCAUUGUUAGGGCGGAGUAACUGCUUCCUACCAAUGGUGCUUUUUUUAACGUCACCUGAUGCAACAACACUCCGUCAGCACAACACUGUCUCCUCUGUGGACGCUUCCUACAGAGGGAGUUUAACAUAUGCAUGCUGUGUUACACCCAUAUACAGCGGGAAAGGACACAAUGGAAAAUCUGUUAUAUUUUAGAUAAAUUAAUUUGUCAAAUGGUGAAAUUACCAUGUAUUUAGUGGACCGUGUGUCAUUUCCCACUGUAAACAAAAUGUCUACAUUACAAGGUGAUAAACCUACGGAUAGGAAGUGUUUUUAAAUGUUGCAGGGAGGACAUUUUUAUUUUGGUCAUUUGAAGUUUAAAUGAAACUAAAGCUCACACUAAUCUGGCUGUUUCUGAAGCAAAAUCAAAGGAAAGUGUUCUUCCACAUUUGUUCUUCAUUGGUGCUGUAUCCUUGAGCUUUUCCCCCUUAAGCUUCAUGUGGUCAACGACUACGCUGUAUCAGUGAUAUCAGAGUAUUUACUUGUCGUGUUUGUGUUUUACUCUAUAAGUGUGGCAAAAAAAACGAUGUCUAAAUCACCUGCACAUUGCACAUUAUGCUUCAUGUUGUAAAUGUCGGGUGCUUUAUUCAACAAGCCAGUUUAAGGUGUUAAAUCUGUUACUAUCAAAUAAUAUUUUGCUUUUCUGUUUUGGAAAAAAAAGACAUAUCAUAACUCGCAUUUUCUUGUUUUGUCUUGUCUUGUCUGUGUGUGUCCUUGUCUGUCCUUUAUAUGUCUUUAUGUUGUCAUAACAUUUUCUUAUCCUUGAUUUAUUCUCUCCACUUAUGUGCUUCCUUACAAUUUCUUAUUUUUCUUCUGAUAACAUCUUAAACCUCAUGUUCAUGUUUCAAUACUAUGUAACCUUAAAAAAACAUAUAUUUAAAAUCUGUCAAAAUGAUCAAACCUUUAACCAUUAUUUAUUGUAUUUUAUUUGCUUAUCAUUUCAAAACACAAAAUAUAAACUAAUGAAUCAAAAUUGCAACAGGCUACGAGAAAUCUCGCAGUCUUUCUAACAUAUCGGGAAUGGCGGGGUCUUCACUGCGGCUCGCUCCCAUCACUAGCCCCCCUUUUGAAAACUACGAGGCUCCGGGACCCCUGCGCCGCUGUCGCUCCCCAAUCCCCUCCAUUUUGUAGCACAAAAAAAAAGGAUGUUAACGAUUGGAUGCUAGCGGAGGAUUAGCUGCUGACUGAUCGCCUCCAUUUGGAUUGUACACUGUGCAUAAAGAUAGCAAUAAGAAAAGAGGAAGUUGAAUGUAGAAAGAGAGACCCCUUGUCUUGUGAAUCUUUUGGUUUAUGAUGAUCAGGGUAGCUGAUGGGGUCAAGUACAAAUUCUAGCUUCAAGGCUACAUUGAUAUUUUGAAUUAUUAGAAGAUAUGCUAAAAUAGAUACUUGGAUCGGUUAGUAAGUAAAAUAGUACAGUAUGAGUUAAAAAAUAAUAAUACGUGCACAGUUACAUUUUUAAAUGUAGGAUUAAUUUUGAAAUGUUCUGGACCAAACUUAAAGCAAACACUGUCCAGAGAAAUAAAAAACUUUAUUUAGCCAAAGAAAAAAAAACAUUUAUAGAUUGAUGUUUAAAAGUUUUCUACUUUCUGUCUUAUGUGAAUAUUGAUGUUUGUACAGUGUAGACAUCAAUUUGGUAAGUCUCUCUAAAAGACAGACUCGGCUUCUACAGGUCUCAGUCAUUUAAUUUUCUAUCUCAUCAUCGUAACAUCACUUUAUGUUGCUAUUUUACACAGCAAAGCGAAAUAUCAAAGAGAAAAGGAAGAAAAACUGAGCUUAAAUAAAAAGAAAUAUUGUACCAUAAGAACUAUCAAAAUUAUGUAGCCCUAAAUUAUAAUUUAUUUUUUACAUUCCAUAUAUGCAAUUGCUUCCAGUGUACAGGUAAAGGUCUAUUCAGCCACUUCCUUUAACAGUUGCACGCAUGUUAUCUAAUACCUUUUUAUAUCAUCAUCUUAUGCAUCAUAUGCAAUUAUAACAAUCAUAUUCCAAAAUGAAAAUACUUAUUCCAUGAUAUGCCCCUAAAAAAAUAUAUAUAAACAAUACAUUACUUAAAUGUUUUAUUUAUUUUUCUCAAUAAUAUAUAGGCGGAUAUAUAGAUGGACCACGAGUUAGGGUUAGUUGUUGGGAACGGGACAGGUUUAGUUAGGGUUAAAACACUAAAAGAAGCCUUUUCUUUGUUUAUGUGCAAUAGUUUUCUGACCACAUACCUUGCUUAUAUGCAAUGCUGUUUGUCAGCAAAACCACACGACUUAACUAGCCAAUAAAAGAUUAUCAGCCCAGUUUGUUCUUCACUGAUAAAGGAAAUUGAGGAGUAAUAAGGCAUAGUUUAGUGCGUUAUUAGUGUUUGAAACUGGAGUAAAUGAUAUAUUCUGUUGCAGCUGAGGACCUCACGAGUAGAGCUGCCAGUGUCUUUGGCAAAAUAGCACAAUUAAGCCAUCACAUCCUCGGUUAAUAAUCUAUUUAAUGAUAGUAAAUGUCGACCCUUGAAGAAAUGCUAAUCAGAACACUCCUGUAAAUGUACUUAUACUGUAUGUAGGCCUACAAUUUUUCAAAGAAAUCUAAGUGCAAUGUAUUCAAAAAGCUACUUAUCGCAAUAAACGAAGUAGAACAAAUAUACUUAUAAAGUCAUAUGCAAGUGACUACAUAAUUAAUGAUAUACUCAGAACAAAUACAAGCACUUUACUAACAUUCAGUGAUAAUACGCACACCGUAUAGAUUUAACAAGUGAGAAAUACCCGAUCACACGUAUCUAAAUUAAAAAAAUAUAUCUGUUUUGCUUCUUCAUCUGUUUUAUUUUAUAUAUAUUUUCCAUUUCUUUGGUUUAUUUUGUCUAAAAAAUAAUAAAGUAAAACGUAAUAUAUUUGUUAUCUUUAAAAAAAAACAUCACAGUGGUUACAAAAUACCAUUCCCCUAAGUAUAUAUUUUAUUAGGCAAUGUAUAGCUUUUAUUUUUAUAACUGAGCUCCACCCUCGGAUUGCCAUCUUCCCAUGAAAUAAGUUGAACUUAUGUUUAAAGUUGAGCAGAAAAAAGACAUUCACUUAUGCAAUAAACAUGCGAUAUUGUUUUAAUGCUGGAAACCAUGCUGUGCACAUACAUAUGUAAAUAUGCAGAUCUAUUUUUAAUCUUGCACAGACUUUGAAGGCAGUCUACUUUGAUGUAUCUGUUCUGAGAAGUAUUACAAUGACAUCAUGAGCCUUUUGUCUUGUUUUAUUUCAAAUCAAUGUGGUCUUAAUGGUCCUGUAAACGUUUUGAUGUUGUGACUGCCAUUUUUAAUUGUUUACGUUUUGUAACAGUUUUAUAUUUUUUUCACUUGAACUGGUAUUGUGUAUUUCAUUGUAAGGAAUGAACUUUCUGUACCACUGAUUGUCUAGAAAAACAUUUGUCAGAAAAAGAUGCAAUGUUGUAUUUAACUCGUUCCUUAAAAAACAGAAAUGUAGUAGGACUGAUUUCACGAGGCGAACGAAACUUCUGCAGAUGUAAAGGGAGAGGAGUUGCGUGUUUAGAGUCAUAAAUAAUCUAUAUUCCCCAUUCCCAUUUUGUCUAAAAAUCAACGUGCUUCCAGACCCCUCAACUUUGAGAACUUAGAUAUGCAGUAUUAUGAUUCAGGGUGAUAGUUAUGACAUCACUUGAAUGUUUUGCUUGUAUCUGUUGACUGGAGUUUGAGAUGUUUGUAAAAGUUGUUUUGUCUCAUUCACAUAUCGAUCAGUCACUGUUAGUAGUCGGAUACGGGUUUUUGAAGGCCACUGCACAUAUUUUCAGACUCAUAUUGCAUACAGUCAUGCUUACUCUCAAUACUGUUACAUUUCACCAUUAUGAUGUCGAAGAAAUUCAAUAAUUUAGUGUCGUCUGAAGAUAUCUAAAACAGCAUGCAGGGUCUUGUUUCUCCAGUGAAUCUGAGCGUUUUUAGCUCAUACAUGUAUGUUGUUACCCUGAACUGAGCAAAGGUAGGGAAACUCUGGGAUAGUACAUUUUUAAUUCAUGUGAACAUGUAAUGUGUACAAUGACACAUGUCGAUUGACCUGGGUUCACACUCAAAACUCAUCUUAGUCCACAUCAGCAAACCUGAAUCUUGGUCCGUCAUUAUUGCUAACGUCACUUCUGUCAGUGCACAAAACCUCAUGAAACCUUUUAAGCGCACAUGCAUACUGUAUAACGUUACAAUUACUCCACAAUGUGGAUGUUGCGAUACUCUGACUUAUACUGGUAACACUUUAUUUGGAAUGUACAUUUUUCUGCACUGAAGGAAAAUGUCUUUCCUUGUUAUAUAUCUGCAGUUAGAUGCUUUUCUUUAAUGCCACAAUUGACUGAGAAUGGGUGAGUUAAAUAACAUGCACACACAACUUUAACAUUUAUGGAUAUAGAUCUACUGUGUUUGUUAAUAUUUGCUUUGUAUUGUAUCAACAUCUAUCUGAAGAAUGUCAUCAAUGUGGUUCUAUUGAGCUUAAAGAGUCAAAUCACAUAAAUGUGGCCAAUGCAAAUGACAUAGGAAACUCUGACAUACACAUUGUUUGAGUAAACAAAACAGGCAGAUGUUGUAAGUGCCUCUAUGAGGCCACCAUAGGCUCUGAUGUCAAUUUAGGAGUUCAUUCGAACUAGCUAGAUUUAACUAGCUAAACCUUCCAAGCAAUGCUUAUUAAUAGGUCAGUGGUUAUUAUUGAAUAUGUACAUCUGUAUCUACACAUGUGAAUACAUUAAAGUCAUACGGAAUUAA